AAGUUUACAUUUCUGAUACAAAUGCAGCUUUUCUUAGAAAAUGUAUAAUAUAUUUGGGAAUUUAUUAAUAAGUCCAAAAUUUUAUUGUAUAUGGACACGAUUCAGGAGCAGCGCAAAUACGAUUUAUUCUUUAAGUUCAGCGUAUGGCAAAUGUGGUGUUUCCGUGAUUCGGGUAUCGGGGCCGCAAACGAGAAAGGCCCUAAGAGCUAUAGUAGGAAAUCGGCACGAGUUAAAGGAGCGGCAUGCUUAUUUAAAAUCUCUACGCCAUCCAAAGUCAAAUGAAAUUAUUGAUAAAGGUUUAGUUUUAUGGUUUCCUGGACCAGCAUCGUUCACUGGAGAAGACAGUUGUGAAUUUCAGGUUCAUGGCUCUUUAGCUGUAAUUGCUGCAAUGAUGGAAGCAUUGGGGCAUAUAUCUGGCCUAAGGCCAGCCACUCCCGGAGAAUUUACUAAACGAGCAUUUUUUGGUAAUAAAUUGGAUUUAACGGAAGUGGAAGGUUUAGCGGAUCUUAUACACGCCGAAACAGAAGCUCAAAGAAAACAGGCACUUUUACAAAGUACAGGAUCAUUAUCAAGGCUCUAUGACAAUUGGCGUAAGCGUUUAAUACGUUGUGCAGCCCACCUGGAGGCAUAUAUAGAUUUUGCAGAAGAUGAAAAUAUAGAGGACGAUGUCAUUGUAAAACUUACAGAAGAGUUGAAGAAAAUUCAGAGUGAGAUAAGGGAGCAUCUCAAUGACCAAAGACAGGGAGAGAUGUUAAGAGAUGGUGUGCGUACAGCCAUCAUCGGAGCUCCCAACGUAGGUAAAAGCAGUUUUCUUAAUCUAAUGUGCCAAAGAGAUUUGUCAAUUGUGACAGAAAUGGCGGGAACAACAAGAGAUGUCAUUGAAUCCACUCAUAAUAUUGGAGGAUAUCCUGUUCGUUUUUCUGAUACAGCUGGGUUAAGACUGUCAACAGACGAUAAAGUUGAAAAACAAGGUAUAUUAAAGGCUAUGAAUUGUGUACAUGAAGCGGACUUAGUGUUAAUAAUGCUAGAUGCAGGUCAUUUAAAAAAAACAAAAGUAAAUGAUGUAAAAUCAUUUGAGAUUCAUUUAAAUAAAUAUUUACAAGAGUUGGAUUUAAAUGAGGAGAUACUGGCGAAUAAACGCAUACAAAUUAUUAUUAACAAAAUUGACUUGCUGUCCGAAGAUGAACUUGCUAAAAUCCAACAACUGCCCAACAUAUUUGUUAUAUCAUGCAGGGAAAAGAAAAACCUAAACAUAUUUUUGAGUCAGUUCGAGAAUCUAUUGAAAGAGCUAUGUGGAAUUCCAUUACCUGAAGCACCAAGACUGACACAUGCUCGCUAUCGUCUACAUUUAGAUCGAUGUAUUGAUCAUAUACAUGUAUUUCUGUCCGAGUAUUCACCGGAUAUUUUCCCCGAUAUUGCCAUCUCUGCCCAAAAGUUAAGACAUGCAGUCAAAGACAUAGAGCGCAUAACUGGUCAUGUUAGUACUGAUGACAUAUUGGAUGUAGUCUUUAAGGAUUUUUGCAUAGGAAAAUAGUUUAAAAAUAAAUACACUGAAAAUAAUUCAUGCUUUUACGAAAAAAACUUUUCGUAGAUACGUUUAUAAUCCCAAUAAACCAGAGAACUUUAUGAUAGUGAAAACGAUAUUACAUUAUGGGCAUGAUUAUCAUAUUAUAAUUUAUUAUUGAAAACGAUAUUAUAUCAUAAUAUCGUAAUAUCGUUUUCAAAUUUUUGCUUUCAAUAAAAUAAAUAAACCUCAAAUAGAAAAAUAA
This is a messenger RNA of Calliphora vicina (urban bluebottle blowfly), 1769 nucleotides long. RefSeq names its product tRNA modification GTPase GTPBP3, mitochondrial. Gene Ontology annotation, biological process: tRNA wobble uridine modification; tRNA methylation. Gene Ontology annotation, molecular function: GTPase activity; protein binding; GTP binding. Lineage: Eukaryota; Metazoa; Arthropoda; Insecta; Diptera; Calliphoridae. The coding region runs from base 41 to 1534 and encodes 497 amino acids. The transcript has 3 exons. The record is from RefSeq and is a predicted model, not a curated record. Gene Ontology annotation, cellular component: mitochondrion; cytoplasm.